Brenthis ino (lesser marbled fritillary) is the source of this 1380-nucleotide messenger RNA. The record is from the annotation of a GenBank genome assembly. NCBI's taxonomy places the organism in Eukaryota, Metazoa, Arthropoda, Insecta, Lepidoptera, Nymphalidae.
AUGAAUAGUAUUAAAAGUCUCGAAAAAGAGAUAUUAGAUUUAAAAGAAAUAUUGAGACAAAAGGAGCAAGAAUUAUUAAAAUUAAAAACAAACUUGCCGCCGGUUGAAGACAAUGCAAUGAACAGUUCUGGCCUAAGCUUUGAAAAUAAAAAUCAUGCUCAAGUUAAAUUUGGAGAUAUUUUACCUAAAUGGGCAAUAGAAAGGUAUAGCCGUCAGAUACUUCUGCCGGAUAUUGGUGUACAGGGGCAGGAACAGUUGAUGUCAUCAAGAGUGCUAAUAGUGGGGGCAGGGGGCUUAGGAUGUCCUUCUGCUGUUUAUCUGGCUGGAGCUGGUGUUGGAGAAAUAGGUAUAGUAGACUAUGACCAAGUGGAUGUGACAAACAUUCACAGGCAGAUAUUGCACAGUGAGAGCGACCAGGGUAUAAGUAAAGCGGAAUCUGCAGCAAAUAGCUUAAGAAGUAUUAACUCUAAAAUUAAGGUAACUCCAUACAAUAUAGAUCUGAAUCCACAGAAUGCUAUAAAAAUAGCGUCAAAAUACAACCUAAUAUUGGACUGCACAGACAAUGUGCCCACACGGUAUAUGUUGAGUGACGUCAGUGUUUUAACAAAGAUCCCUUUAAUAUCUGGAAGUGCCCUAAAAAUGGAAGGCCAAUUAACAAUAUAUGGGUAUAGAGAGCGAGGGAAUGACCAACCCUAUAUAGGUCCUUGCUACAGGUGUAUAUUCCCAACACCCCCACCCCCAGAAGCUGUGGGCAGUUGCUCUGCAAAUGGCGUGGCGGGUCCCGUGCCUGGCGUCAUAGGUACAUUACAAGCGUUAGAAGCUAUUAAGUUUUUGGUGGGACAAACGCACAAACAGUUAUUAGUGGGACGAAUGUUGUUGUUUGAUGGCGAAGAUAUGACUUUCAGAACUGUGAAACUCCGCGGUCGUAACCUACAAUGCGACAUUUGUUCGGAAACACCAAAAAUAACGAAAUUGUUAAAUUACGAAGUGCUUUGUAAUUCUCAAGCGAAGGAAAAGGACCUCGACCUUCAUAUACUUGAAAAAGACCAUCGAAUUUCAGCCGUAGAUCUGUCAAAAGAUAUGAAAAAUAAUAAACUAAUAGACGUACGAAGUGAAUAUGAGUUCAAAAUGUGUAAAUUGGAAGGUUCUGUGAACUAUCCGUUGGAAAAGUUGCAUCAAGAAGUGCUCAAUGUGUUGGUGGAUAAAGUAAGGAAGUCUAAGAGUCAAGUUACAUUCAUCUGCAGACGAGGGAAUGAUUCUCAAGUUGCAGCCAAAAUGGUUUUAGAUCUCAUAGAAGAAAAACACAGAUAUAAAAUUAAAGAUCUCACCGGAGGUUUACACGCUUGGUCCAAAUAUGUUGAUGAUGAUUUUCCUAUAUAU